Messenger RNA from Gasterosteus aculeatus aculeatus (three-spined stickleback), 5560 nucleotides. It is a transcript of the gene cntn4, whose product is annotated as contactin 4. Gene Ontology annotation, molecular function: cell-cell adhesion mediator activity. The record is from RefSeq and is a predicted model, not a curated record. Lineage: Eukaryota; Metazoa; Chordata; Actinopteri; Perciformes; Gasterosteidae. Gene Ontology annotation, cellular component: plasma membrane; axon. Gene Ontology annotation, biological process: brain development; cell-cell adhesion; axon guidance.
GGCUUUGGGGGGCUUUUGGCCGGGAGCGUCGACAGAGAUGUCCGUGCAGCAGAAUCUUGCUUAGAGGUAAAAACACGGAUUAAUCUCGGGCGGUGAAUUCCUCGGAGACGUCGCAGCCACGAGGACAGACCGGGAGACCAGAAAGGUGCAAAUCGGAUUCCAUACACUUGUGAUUUGAUGUGAGACUACUUUGACCCGACAAAAUUGAAGAUGAUGUUGCUAUGGAAACUGCUGGUGCUGCAGUCACUUAUGGGGUGCCUUGCAGAGAGCGGCGUCCUGCAGAGCCCCGUCUUCACCAAGCAGCCCGGCAGCAUCGUGUAUCCCGUGGAGACGGUGGAGAACAGGGAGGUGGUGUUCAGCUGUGAAGCCCAGGGAAGCCCUCCACCCGUCUACCGGUGGAAACUGAACGGCACCGAAAUCAGCCCCAGAUCCGGAUCUCACUACAGCCUGUCUGGAGGGAACCUCAGAAUCAGUCAUCUGAACAAGGACCACGAUGCAGGAACAUACCAGUGCCUCGCCUCCAACUCCUUCGGGACCAUCGUCAGCCGGGAGGCCAGUCUGACCUUUGCAUACUUGGAGAACUUCAAGACCCACAAAAGAAGCUCCGUAUCAGUCCGCGAAGGUCAAGGAGUGGUUCUGCUGUGCGGCCCGCCACCGCAUUCUGGAGAUCUCGUGUUCUCCUGGAUCUUUAACGAGUACCCGACGUUUGUGAAGCAGGACACUCGCCGAUUCAUCUCGCAGGAGACCGGGAACCUGUACAUCGCCAUGGUGGAGCCCUCAGAUGUCGGCAACUACACCUGUGUGGUGACUAAUACUGUCACAAAGAGCCGAGUCCAGGGUCCGCCCGCGCCGCUGGUGCUCCGCAGUGACGGUGUGAUGGGUGAAUACGAGCCAAAGAUUGAAGUUCAGGUUCCGGAGGUCGUUCACGUUGCCAAAGGGUCCACGGUGAAGCUGGAAUGCUUCGCUCUGGGAAACCCGGUGCCGUCUAUAAACUGGAGAAGAGUGGACGGCGUUCCCUUCCCCAGGAAAGUGGACAUGAGGAAAGCCAGCGGAGUCCUGGAGAUCCCCUACUUCCAGCAGGAGGACGCCGGCACAUACGAGUGUGUGGCGGAGAACUCCAGGGGAUCCAACGCGGCCAAAGGGAAGCUCUCUUUCUACGCUCCUCCACAUCUCAUCGAGAAGCCCCAGGAGGCCCAGAAGCUCAUUGACGACUCGUUGGUGUGGGAGUGCAAAGCCACGGGGAAGCCGAAGCCUUCUUACCGAUGGAUGAAGAAUGGAGAGAACCUGGAGGCCGCCGAGGAGCGCGUACAGGUGGCCGACGGCGCCCUGUCCAUCAGCCGCCUGACCCUGUCCGACGCCGGCAUGUACCAGUGCGUGGCCGGGAAUAAGCACGGCGAGGUCUACUCCAACGCGGAGCUCCGGAUUAUAGCCGUUGCUCCAGAUUUCUCUCACAACCAACUGAGGAGCCAGACGCUGGUGAGGGUCGGAGGAGAUGUGCUCAUCGAGUGCAAGCCCAAGAUGUCCCCGUGGGGCGUGAUCUCCUGGAGGAAGGGCAGCGAGGCGCUCCAAGAAAGCAACAGAGUCUCCGUCCUGGACAGCGGUAACCUCCGCGUGUGGAAUGCCACCCAGUCGGAUGCCGGCCUCUACACCUGCGUGGCGAGGAACCAGUUCGGCGUAGCGAGCAGCACAGGAAGCGUCACCGUCAAAGAGCCGACCUCCAUCACCACGCUGCCGUCCACGCUGGACAUCACCGUGGGGGAGAGCGUGGUCCUGCCCUGCCAGGUGAGCCACGACCCGUCGCUGGAGCUCAAGUUCACCUGGUUCUUCAACGAGCAGCUCAUCCACUUCGGCAGCCACGGUGGAUUCUUUGAAAAAGUGGGAGGCCAGCAUUCGGCAGGAGACAUCAUGAUUCGGAACAUCCAGCUGAGGCAUGCGGGGAAGUACACGUGUGCCGUGCAAACCAAGGUGGACAGCAUUUCCAUUGCUGCUGACUUGGUUGUCAGAGGUCCCCCGGGGCCCCCGACCAGCGUCCACGUAGAAGAAAUCACUGAUACCACAGCCUCUCUGUCCUGGAGGCCCGGGCCCGAUAAUCACAGUCCAAUUACGGCCUACACCAUCCAGGCCAGGACACCAUUUUCCCUCGGGUGGCAGGCUGUCACCACAGUUCCUGAGGUGGUGGGGGGCCACCGGCUGACAGCUACAGUAAUAGACCUGAGCCCUUGGGUGGAGUACGAGUUUCGAGUCCUCGCGAGCAACGCCGUCGGGACCGGCGAGCCCAGCAAGCCAUCCAAACAAGCCAGGACAAAGGGGACCUCUCCGAAGGUCACGCCGGCUAACGUGAGUGGAGGCGGCGGCAGUCGCUCCGAAUUAGUCAUCACAUGGGAGCCCGUCCCUGAGGAGCUGCAGAAUGGGCCGGGCUUCGGUUACGUGGUGGCUUUCCGACCCCACGGUUCCACGGGAUGGAUGCAGGCCGCCGUGCCCUCCCCCGAAACCUCCAAAUACGUCUUUAAAAACGAGAGCAUCCAGCCCUUCUCACCUUUCCAUGUGAAGGUCGGGGUCUACAACAAUGAGGGGGAGGGGCCUUUCGGACCGGUUACCAACAUCUACUCAGCUGAAGAAGAGCCCGGCCGAGCUCCCACCAGGGUCCGAGCCAAGAGCCUCUCUGCAUCCGAGAUGGAAGUGUGGUGGAAAGCUCUGCCCUGGAAUGCCAGCAAAAAAAGAGUCCUGGGCUAUGAGCUGAGGUACUGGAGCGGAAGUGAGAGGGAAGACACGGCCAGCGUGCAGAAGACUGUGGGAAAUCAAACGUCGACUGUUAUCCGCGGGGUGAAAGGCAGCAGCACGUAUUGCAUCUCGGUGAGGGCGUAUAACACGGCGGGAACGGGGCCUCCCAGCGCCGCGGUCAACGUCACCACCAAGAAGCCGCCGCCCAGUCAGCCUCCGGUUAAAGUGAUGUGGAACACAUCGGAUUCCAAGAUUAUAUUGAACUGGGAGCAGGUCAAGGCCCUCGACAACGAGUCGGAGGUCACCGGCUACAAAGUGCUGUACAAGAAGAAUCGCCACAGCCGCCUCAACGUCAUGGAAACCAACACGACCUCCGUGGAGCUCGCCCUGCCCACUGAUGAGGACUAUAUCAUCCAGAUAAAGCCUUUUGGAGAGGGAGGGGAAGGCAGCAGUAGCAGGCAGAUCACCAUCCCGAGGAUACCAGGCCCCAACGCCGUCGGCUCAGCGUCCAAGGUCUCCACUCUAUCGGCCCUCAGUACAAUAGCGCUGUCUUUCACGGCGCGGACAUCUUUAUGACAAACGGCUGUCGGCGGACGUUGCAUCUGAUGCGGUGACAGCGCUACGGCGGAACACGAAACACAGCCCACUCCGGUGUCACUAGAUCCAUUCAUCUAGAUUGUAGAGUCAAAAGGAGGAAAUAAACAAACAAAAAAAAGUGAAAAAAAUGAAAUAAAAACGCCAUUGAGAUGAUAGGGAAGGAUUCCCCUCCGGCGCCCAGGCUGAGCAAAGGGGACCGAUGUCGUGACUAUGUUGUUACCAAAGCAGCUUUCAUAAGAACAAAAAAAUGAAGAGAAAAAUGUCUUAUAUGCAUCUUUUUGUAUGACACGUUGAGCUUUUAUAGUUUGGUUUUUUUUAAUCAACUGGGAGUCCUUCUGGGUUUGAGGAAAAUGAGGUGCAUGGCAAAUAACAUUAUCCGGACUGGAGGUUAAGAAUGUGAUAUGACAGUUCGCCUUUUGUCUUCUAAAAUAAGGAAAUCUUUGGUUCUAUCAGACCAGAGACGUUUAUUUUCUUCAAGUGAGUGAACUAUUAACUGUUACUGUGUUGCAUUCCUGUUUCCGCAAUAUGUCACAAAUGUUUCAUUCACAGGACGACAUUGAGUGUUUGUCAAAAUUGGUCAUUUAAAUUAGAGGAUUCAAAUCCCCCUACAGCCCACGCUGAUGCUCAACCACCACGCUAACGUGUUAGCGCUAAAUAACAACAAUGAGGUAGCAAAAGUAGCACUCUUCAAAUGACACAGAUGCCAACAGCACUUUAUUAUUUAUUUACCUAAUGAAUUCAAUACCCAUCAUGUGAAUAGAAGCAUUGUUUUGUAAAAUUGCCUCCACCACCUUAUUUACUUUUAUCAUCCUUUUCAAAUAGUUUGAGUGUCAUCGUGGCAGCGGAGCCUAUAAAUCGGGUGUAGCUGCCGCAGUAUCGGUCCAAUCGCACCUCGCAUAAAGCAAAAGCAUACCAAUAGUACUCUUCUGUAGGUAUCUGGGUUCUCCUGCAUGGAGGACGGAUACACAGGCCCUUUGCAGUGCGCCGACUAAAUACAAAGUAGCUUUCACCCAAAGCCCACUUAGUGGGGCCUUCCAAAUGUCCCCAUGCCGCGCUGCCGCAGAGGAAUGCAUUUAGUUUGUAACGCGUUGACAGACACUUCCACUGCUCUCACAACAAAAGAAUGCUGAAGCAUCUUUGGAGCUUGGAUGGAAAUACCAUCCAUGACAGGAGGCGGGAUGUCUCCGUGUACGGAUGCAAUGGUUGCAGCAGUCAGACCUUUUAUCACGCUGGAUGCUAACGCAUCGCAAUCGUCGUGUUUUUUGGUGCCAGUCCUAUCAGAGAAGGUGGCCAAGAACUCCCAAAAAGUCAACGGUGUCCUUAGAGGCGUCCGCAUGAACGCUCGCUACCAGUAACUGCUGCUUUAGAGGCCAUUGAUAGCCGGUGACGGGACGCUUGUGGCUGUCUCAUGCUCCUCCCCCUUUCAGUUAGCGCCGUGUUUAGAGCUAUUCUUUGCCUUCCGUGUGCCUCAUCAUACGUUCAAAAUCCUCAGGUCCUUAAAGAGCCUUAACUUCUCAUGUGUGUAUGAAAAACCAUUAGGAGCACUGAACAGCGAAGCAGCCGCGGGGAUGUUUACAUGUCUGUUUGUGGGGAUCGGGUGGGAGGAACGAGAAUCGUCUGAAUGGCAUUCGGAUAUUUCGCAUGGGAUAUUGGCAAUAUAUGAGGCCUGGUGCAUUUUAUAGGUGUGUGUUCUUAUUUAAAGACAAUGCUGCUGAUCCUUUCCUUUCCCCGUAGUCUCCUGAGGCCGCGAGGGGCUGCCGUGCCGCCGAGGCGCCGCGCAGUCUGUAUGUAGCGUGUAAUCCGGUUAAGUAGUUUGUACUUUGAAGGGAAGUGUGCUGUAGGCUACUGAGUCUCGCUCAGAAUCAUCCAUCAAGAAAUGUGUAAUAUACUGUUUUGUACACUUCAAAUCAUUUAUAUAAAAAAAGCCCUUUCUAAAGAGAUGAUUUACUUUGUUUUUGUGUAAUAACUCUGUUUCAUACUGUAGCUAACUGUUGCUCAGCAUGAUUAUUCCUUUGUCUUCUCUUCUGUCCAUCUGCAAGUCGACCGAUUGGCUUUGGCAACGUGCACGGCUCAUGCAUCUGAUCAUUUAGUGUAAACUAUAUGUAUCUGAACCAUGAUGAGCCCCCCGUCUCAGUCAGCCCCUCCGAGGUGUCCAUACACACUCUACGUGAGGCUUCCCUCUGUUGCUGUUUGUUGUUUAUACUGUGUUAAUAAAGAUUAUUGAUUUAUAGAACAAUGUCAA